Molecule: messenger RNA, 732 nt
Organism: Hyla sarda
Lineage: Eukaryota; Metazoa; Chordata; Amphibia; Anura; Hylidae
Product: lipocalin
Exons: 7
Coding region: 63-614 (183 amino acids)
Molecular function (GO): small molecule binding
Source: RefSeq, a predicted model, not a curated record
GCUCCACCAUCUGCAUUCACAGCCCAGGAGCCAACACAAGACUUUAGAAGCCACCUAGGACCAUGAAGGGACUCGUGCUCAGCUUCGCCCUUGUCGCCCUGUCUGCCCUGUGUGCCAACGGGGAUGUGCCUGUACAGCCGGACUUCAAGCAGGACAAGAUUUUAGGGAAGUGGUACGGCAUAGGCCUGGCCUCCAACUCCGCCUGGUUCCAGGCCAAGAAGCAACAGCUGAAGAUGUGCACGACCGUCAUCACCCCCACCGCUGAUGGGAACCUCGACGUGGUCGCUACCUUCCCCAAGCAGGAUCGAUGUGAGAAGAGGAGCAUGACCUACAUGAAGACCGAGCGGCCCGGACACUACCUGUCCAAGAGUCCACGUUACGGCAGCGACCACAACAUCCGCGUGGUGGAGACCAACUACGACGAAUACAUCCUGAUGCACACGACCAAGACCAAAGGCAGCGAGGUCAACACCAUCGUGUCCCUGUUCGGCAGAGACAAGAGCCUGAGACCUGAGCUCGUGGAGAAAUUCGAACAACUGGCCAAGGAACAAGGGCUGAGCGACGAAAACAUCCUGAUCCUGCCUCAGACCGACAGCUGCAUGUCCGAAGCCUAAGAGAGAAGAGUCAGUACCCUGAUGUCUCCACUAGAUGGCGUCUAUGUUAUAGAUGGAGUUAGCGCUACAGUAUUGUUUUUACAGUCUGCACACAAUAAACGGCAUAUUCCCCCCGCCA